AUGACCAUUUCAAGCGCCAACGAAUUUAUAACUUUAUUAACGAACUUGGGCUAUCCGAAUAUAUCAAAUUUACAACCAAAACAAAUAUUGUGGGCGUAUGAACAUUUAGAAACACGUAAUAUACUCGAUUGGUUAUGUACAAAUAUCGAUGUUGAACAAAAUGUUAUUGACAUUAAAGAUGAUUGGAUUAACCCUUCCAUUUUAAUGAAGGAACAAAAGGAACUAGAAGACAUUGAAAAUGAGAUCAAUUCUGGACGGCAAACCCGAGAUCAUUUAUUGCGUCACCAUGAUAUACUCAAAUGCAAUUUAGAAAAUAUUGAAGGACAGCUUGCAGAUUUAAAAAGAAUUAGUCGUGAUCUAGAUGAAAAAAAUGAAGAAAUCGACAAGCAAAUUGAGCAAGAUUCUGUCAAGUUUGAUAUAGGCACGGCAGCGAUGAUGACAACAAUUUCCGAAUUAUUAUCAGAAAGGAAAUUAUCUGAAGGAAAAGGGAAGCAACAGAUGAAUUUGAUAUAUCAGUGUGCUAAAGAGAUUACUGAAAUAAUGAACAUAGAUCAAUCAUUUACACACGAAUUGCAACAACUUUGUGAGAUGUUUUUUUCAAAUGAUAUUAUGAAAAAGCUCGAAUCAUAUAAUUUGGCUGAUGAAGUCGCACGUCUCAAGAACUUAUAUCCAAUGACACAGCUCAAAUAUAUAAAAGCUUGUACUGAAUUCAAAUACUUUUCAACAUUUUUGCAAGUGAUUCAAAAUGAAGCUACGAGAAUUUAUUCCUUUGUUCCUGACUUUAAUGCCUUAAAAUCAAAUUUGGAUAAGAAUACGAAUAGCAAUUCAUUACUUAGUAAACAAAUCAAUUAUGUCAUGGACUCGCGAAUAGGUUCUUCAUUAAGUAAUCUCGCUUAUCUAGAAGUGGAAUCUCCAAUAUUGGCAGCUGAUUGUAAAGUUAGGUUACAAUCUCAACGAAUCGUGAUUGAUCGGUUAGACUUUGUUAUUGAUCAGCUAUUAACGCAGCAAGCACGUAAUCAAUUCGUGGCACAAACCUUUUGCGUCGAAAUGUAUAAUCAGGAAUCACUUCAUAGAGUAUUUUUAAAUUUAAAUGGAGAUUUAGAAAAAAGGAUUGAAAACAUUAAUAAGCGGAUGAACUUUAUGUCAGGGGCAGAUUUUACAGAACAAUCUAUCAGUAAAACAGUGAUAGAAAGCCACGAUGAUUUUUUAUUAUCUUUGAAAAAUUUAUUAAACUUGGAUUUGUUUACGGGACAUGCAAAAGAAGAGAAACUUUUACCGUUUACUACAUAUGAAUCUUUAAAAGAAAGAUUCGUUGAAAUUGAAAAUAUGAGGAAAACUUCACUUGAUAAAAUUGAACAAGAGUGGGAAUCGCAACAAGAGCUUUUGAAAUCUUGUGUUGAGAUCGAGGAGUUUUUGAAAUCUUUAUUAUACAAAGAUUCUAAGACUUCUGAGCUCUUACUUACUCCUCAAGAAUUGUCGGAUUUACAAAUUUCCUUACGUAUUAAGAUAAAUCGUUUGCAGCCAAAACUCAAUCAAAUCACAAAGGAACUGGAUCUUCCCGAUCAUUUGGAAUCUAAGAAAAAGUCUUUUAUUAGAUUCUUUACAGACUUAAGCAGAAGACAAAUAAAAUCUUAA
Funneliformis mosseae is the source of this 1635-nucleotide messenger RNA. NCBI's taxonomy places the organism in Eukaryota, Fungi, Glomeromycota, Glomeromycetes, Glomerales, Glomeraceae. The record is from the annotation of a GenBank genome assembly.